Molecule: messenger RNA, 1638 nt
Organism: Pocillopora damicornis (cauliflower coral)
Lineage: Eukaryota; Metazoa; Cnidaria; Anthozoa; Scleractinia; Pocilloporidae
Product: chloride channel CLIC-like protein 1
Cellular component (GO): endoplasmic reticulum; membrane
Molecular function (GO): chloride channel activity
Source: RefSeq, a predicted model, not a curated record
GUGUAGCAUGGCCAAAGCAUUUUCGUUUCUUUUCGUUAUUUUGAGCUAUUCAAGCUAUUUAUCGAUAACUAUAGAGGUGGAACCAACUCCUGAAGAGUGGGUGAAUCCUUGGGAUAUGACUAAAUACGAUGCAGCUGCUAAAACCAUUGAUCACGGGGACACUUUAAGUGGCCUUCCAAAAGAUGGUGAUUCCAGUCCUAACCACAAUCCAUCCAUGAGCAGGCUUCAAGCACAGCUAACACAGUGUCAGAAAGAUUUGAAAAAGCUGCCCGCUCAGUGCCAGGCAUGUGCUGAGGAAACUGUUGCUAAUGCCUCACCGUGUGAAACGCCACACUUUAAGAGGGUAAUCAGAAUCAUAUUAGGCAAUCUUGAAGAUCGUGGUGAUCAUGAUGUGACAAUUACUGCUUCAAAAGAUGACACUGCAACCUUAGAAAAAUUCAUCAAAUCUGAUGACGGAAACAUCCAAGAUGCCGCAGAAGUAGUCACUACUAUCAUAUCUAACUUUAAAAGCAAAGGUAGCAUGUAUGACUUUAACAAAUGGGACUCAUCAUCCUUCACUUAUGUAACUAAAGAGGCAGUUCUUGUCCUGGCAGCACUGUUUUUUGUGCUCUGUGCUGCAGUGGUUUUUGAGAGGUAUACAACUUUAACUUGGAGGAAGCAACUUUGGUGUGUUCUUUUCCUGUGCUUUGCUGUAAGUAUUCCGUGGGAGUGGUACCAUCUGUACAGAAAGGCAUUUGCUUCUAAACAAGCACAGAUGGAAAAGGAGAUUCCCAAGGAGUGCCGGCCAGAUCAUCAGUUACGACCACUUGAGUCUCUAGUACUUUGGUUUAGGAACUCAUUUACCUUUACAGAUGACAUUUGUAUCAAAUACCAGGAGACAUUGCUUGUUGAUCCAUUCUGGGAAAUCUCUCCCUCUAAAGCAAUUUCUGCAACAGUGGCCAGUAUCAUUGCUCAGCCAUUUGAACACAUUGCAGAGGCCUUGGGCAAGAGUUUUCGAGCAUUGUUCAGAGAGGUUCCAUUGCAAUGGCAGCCGUUUGUGUUUAUUGCUGUAAUCUUUUUAAUUGUUGUCAUCAUUUUCACAAUUAGUGGAUUACAAAUAAGGCUGCCAUUUGUAACAAUCGCAACUACCACUGCCCCUGCCCUGCCUGGAAAUAUCCAUGGAAAUCUGCAACAGCUUCAGGACCAACUCCAGAAUGUUGUGCGUCACUUAAAUGAUGUGCCUGCACAACCCAGAGGUGCAAUUGAUAAUGCUCCCUUACAAGAGGACAUCCACAAUCGUUUAGGGCAGGUUUAUGAUGUUUUGAAUGCCAUAAAUGAAAGACAACAGAGAUGGGGAGAGGACAUGCAAAGAGCCCAGCCUAUGAUUCAACAAGCUCCUCAGCCAGCACCAGAGGGCCUUGGUCAUGUGGAGGCUGGUGCUACUGUGGUUGGGGUACAGGAGGAGAGACCCGGGAGACAGCCUGUCUCAGAAACACACCCUGUUGCAACAACAUGCGCUGUUACAGAGACACAUCCUGUUUCAGAGACUUCCGAUCCUAAAACUCCUGUUCAGAAUAUAGAUACUGCUCAUGUGAGGGAUUUUGACUUCAAGGAAUCUUGAUAUAUUCUUAUGUAAGGUUGAUUCUUUGCAUAUGAAUG